AUUUUUUAUGAUAUAAUUCAUAGCAUGUAGUUGCAUGGCUUCAUGCAUAUACAUCAAUUUAAUACAAAAGAACAUGUUUACGUUUUCACUACUGCUCUUGAACUAUAAACCUCAAACGUCAUAUCUACAAUGGUUUAAACUUUUUUAUUCAACUUUUUUUUAUUUUAAAAAUCUCUCAUAAACCUUGCAUUAGAGAUGCUCUUAACUAUUGGAGAUGCCCUAAAGAAAUUCUAUUUAUUGGGAAGGUGAAGAAAGGCACGAUAUGCGGACUCGGGUGAUUGAGUUCUAUGAGGAACCUCAAAAUUCGGAUUGGUGGAUAUAAAUACAUUAAAAAAAGCUUUGAAAAGUUUAUUAAUACUAAUUUGAAAUUAUUCAGAAUAAAUUGAUUGAUGACUUGAAAAAAAAUAUAUUACAUGAUUUGAUAUCAUAGAAGUCAGGCACUAGAAAUAAAAAAAAAAUCCUGAAAUUUACCUGCGCGAUUCAGUGAAAUGCCGUUGUUUCUAUUAUCAUAUAUAUUAUUCUUACCUGUAUAAAAUUUUAAAAUUUCGGAUGUCAUCAAGCGUCUCCUAAAUCCAAAAACACCUCGAUUUUGUGCCAAGUUGAGAUUGUGAACGAAGUGCGGAGCCAUCGUCACGCUUCACCAUCCAAAUCUUAAACCGUUUUGUUUCGUUUAUUAUUUUGCCGUUAUUGGAUGACUAAAAUUAGGAUGCAACAACUGGAUACGGCGACGACGCCGCAAAUUUCCUCCUUGCGCAUUGCCCUCACCGGAGAGAGACCGGGAGGCUGUCCGUACGUCGAAGCGGCAACGUCGUCGUCUUCGUCGCGGAUGUAGUCGGCUAAGGGCGUGCGUUAGCAAAGAGCUAGGCAGCGAGAGAUCGAUGACGAAUCCCCUCGUUUUCCGGUUUGGCUUCGCUCUUGCAAUAUCCAUCGCUGGAUUCGCCGUCGUCUACCGCCGGUCUCGAACCCGACGACUCCCAUCUCGCCCUCGUUCCUUUUCCGGUGCCGAGUCUCCAUCAGUUUGUAAGUCUGCCGUAAUUGGUCUCAAAGAACUCCGACUUCUAAAUGGAGUCACAACAGCUUUUACAAAGGUCGUCACCAGCACAUCCACAAUCACCACCUCGAUCACAACCACUAGGACGACCACCUCGAGCUUCCUUUUCUUUGAGUUCGAUCGAAAGAAAUCGGAGAAUCAAGAAGACGGGGCAAUGCAGGAAGAGAUAACAAAACUGAGGAACCAGGUUUGGUCCCUCCAAGAGAAUGAGAGGGGCCUGGAACUCCAAUUGCUGGAGUACUACGGGAUGCAAGAGCAGGAGGCUGCUGUCAGGGAGCUCGAGAACCAAAUCAAGAUCAAUUCGGUCCAGGCCAAAUUAAACUCUUUAAAGAUUGAAUCUUUGCUCACCGACAACCAGAAACUCCGAGCUCAGUUGAUUGAUUACUCGAGAGCCGUGAAUGAACUUGAGGCUGCAAAAGGAGCAAUCAAACUCCUCGACAGAGAGGAGAAAGCGACAUCCCUGAAACGGAGAAUUGAAACAAAAGAUGAUGAAGAGAUAGCGAGAAGGGUGAACAGAAUGGAGGAGUUGGAGUUCGAAAUUGCAAAACUCAACUGUAUGAAUUCAAGAUUAUCCGAAGAGAACUUGGAUUUGACAAGAAAGUUGGAGUUGGUGCAAGCUUCUGCAUCCGGAGAACAAAAGGGCAUCGCAGUAGAGGAAGCCAACAAAACGAGGGAAUGUAAUGAGAAUUUGAUAAACGAAAUCGAACAGAUGAAAACUGAUCGAUGCGCCGAUGUUGAACAACUUGUUUAUCUGAAAUGGGUCAAUGCUUGCCUUAGGUACGAGCUUAGAAACUAUCAGCCGCCACAUGGAAGGAUGGGUGCGAAAGAUCUCAGCAAGAACUUGAGUCCCAGGUCAGAGAAGAUGGCAAAGCAACUCAUACUAGAGUAUGGAAACGGUGAUGCAGAUGAGAAGAGCUUAAGCUGCAUCGAGUUUGAUUCCGAGGAUUCUUACUCUUCCCCGGCAUCCACUGCGGAUCUCGAAGAGUCUUCCUCCUCCUCUAGACAUGGCAACUCUAAAAGAAAGAAAUUUCUUAGCAAGCUAAAGAGGCUCGUGCUGAGUAAACACAACAACAAUUACCACAAAGUUGUAAAUGCUGAUAGAGCUCCAAUAAGCCCCAGCAGUUCUGGAAGAAGGGUGUCGUUCUCCGUAAGUUCGAUCGAUGACAUGAUCGGAAGAGAUUCAUGUUGUAGCCUAUCACCAAGCAUGACAGAGGAACACUCUCCAGCCAAUCAAUCUGUGGACAGCCAAACAUAUAAUGAGAAGGAUGAAAGUUUUAAAGGCGAAGCAGGGACACCCAGUAGAUUUCAGAGAAUGGCUCCAGGCGAUGAUGCUGCAACGGAUCAACGCAAUACUCCAGAAAAGGCUGAGAUAAAGAAGUUGGCAACUGCUCUGAGUGAAUCAAGAGAUGAUUUCAAAUUUAACAGGACUUCUCAUUGGAAUUGA
Messenger RNA from Zingiber officinale, 2495 nucleotides. RefSeq names its product protein CHUP1, chloroplastic-like. Gene Ontology annotation, cellular component: chloroplast outer membrane. The transcript is spliced from 4 exons. NCBI's taxonomy places the organism in Eukaryota, Viridiplantae, Streptophyta, Magnoliopsida, Zingiberales, Zingiberaceae. Bases 879 to 2495 code for a protein of 538 amino acids. Gene Ontology annotation, biological process: chloroplast organization. The record is from RefSeq and is a predicted model, not a curated record.